Messenger RNA from Aspergillus neoniger CBS 115656, 660 nucleotides. RefSeq lists its product as uncharacterized. NCBI's taxonomy places the organism in Eukaryota, Fungi, Ascomycota, Eurotiomycetes, Eurotiales, Aspergillaceae. The transcript has a single exon. The coding region runs from base 1 to 660 and encodes 219 amino acids. The record is from RefSeq and is a predicted model, not a curated record.
AUGUCGACAGUUUGCGGUCAAGAUCUUCUCGUGUGGCUUCUCGAGGAAUCCAACAUAGCUUCAUUCGAGAAGCUGGAAGACCUCGUUUCGCAGGAAUUCGACGGUACCCACCAAGCUAGAUACGCCGUCGAAGGCUCCUUUCAGAUUGUGAAACCCGGCUCUCCUGAUCAUGUUGACGACCUCUCGAAGUCAGGAUGCACAGAGCCAAGCUGUGCCCCUGCGACCGAAGAAAGAAUCAUCAAUGGAAAACAAAAUACGUACCGAGUGUUGCUGAAAAGCCAGGGGUCUGAGGCUGCCAGUCUUACCAGCAGCGGCAUGACUCCCGGACUCACGGGAGCAGGCCUAGGCGGAAGCCGUUGCCCUUACCUUGACGGAAUGGCAUGCGGUAACUUAUGGUUCGAGAGGAAGUCACCUGCUCGAGAUCUCUUCUGGGUAGAAUCGUCUAUGCGUGAGCUUCAGAAGCACUCGAAGAGAUCUGAAGAAUCGUUGACGAGCUUCUGGCGACUGGUGCCAGCGAUCCAUAGGCCUCGUAUGCAGGACGUUUUUAACGCCUCUUGGGAAAAGAGCGGAGCAGACCCACCAUUGAGAGUUGGUAUGAGUUUGGAUAAAGCUGCAAUCGAUCCAGAUUACCUGCGCGACAUGGGUCUUAUCCCUACCUAG